Messenger RNA from Acanthosepion pharaonis, 672 nucleotides. NCBI's taxonomy places the organism in Eukaryota, Metazoa, Mollusca, Cephalopoda, Sepiida, Sepiidae. The record is from the annotation of a GenBank genome assembly.
AUGUGUACAUCUGCAUAUUAUAUAUUCAUUUUUUUCUUUAUAUUUUGGGUUUCUCUCUCUCUCUCUCUCUCUCUCUCUCUCUUUAGAAAUAUCUCCAUCAUUUUUCUUUAUCUUUUUUAUUUCCUUUGUAUUUUUCAUCUCUUUUUCACUGUUUGCGUACGAUUCCACUUUUUGUUAAUCUUUCUAAAAAAGAGAACUUUUAACCAUCUUUCUAUAUUACUCCACGUUUUCUUUCUUUCUUUCUUUCUUUUUCUUUCUUUCUUUCUUUCUUUCUUUCUUUCUUUCUUUCUUUCUUUCUUUCUUUCUUUUGACUUCCUAUUUCUCUCUCUCUGUGCCUCUCUAUCACUAACUCUAUCUGUCUCUCUAGAUCUCCCUCUAUCACACUCUGUCUAUCUAUCUCUCUAUCUUACUAUCUCUCCCUCUAUCUUACUAUCUCUCUCUAUAUAUAUAUUACUAUCUCUCUUUCUCUAUCUCUUUCUACCUCUGGUUGUCUUAUAUGAAAAUCAAGUGUCCACCGAUGACGCUGAUGGUGUAGGGAAGCAUAUCUAUCCCAAUUCCUCCACAUGUACACAAUUUGAUUUGUUUGAUUUUAGUUACUUUUCUCUUUUUAUUACUUUUUCCUCAUUUUUCUUUUUCUCAUUUUUUUUCUUUCAUCAUUCAAAAGAAUUGUAA